Molecule: messenger RNA, 694 nt
Organism: Setaria italica (foxtail millet)
Lineage: Eukaryota; Viridiplantae; Streptophyta; Magnoliopsida; Poales; Poaceae
Product: early nodulin-93
Exons: 4
Coding region: 112-459 (115 amino acids)
Source: RefSeq, a predicted model, not a curated record
AGCGUCUUGCAACAAUCCAGCGUCGUCCCUCCUCCUAGCUGCUCAGUGCCAUCGCUACUCGCCCAUCGUCUGCUUCAUUCUUCUGAUCUUCUCCAGCAAAAGAACAGGAUCAUGUCGACCGUGAGCCAUGCAUCCCUCGACCAGAAGCUUGCCCUCGCCAAGCGUUGCUCGCGAGAGGCGACACUUGCAGGAGCUAAGGCAGCAGCUGUAGCGACCAUUGCCUCUGCGGUCCCCACCCUGGCAAGCGUACGGAUGCUGCCGUGGGCGAAGGCCAACAUCAACCCCACCGGCCAGGCCCUCAUCAUCUCCACAGUUGCCGGGAUGGCCUAUUUCAUCGCUGCUGACAAGAAGAUUCUGUCGCUGGCGAGGAGGCACUCGUUCGAGGAAGCCCCCGAGCACCUCAAGAACACCUCCUACCAGGGCACCGGCAGGCCGCACCCGGCUUUCUUCAGGCCAUGAUCGAGCUGCAUCUUGAUCAAUAGUUACUACUAUGGAGUUGAUGAAUAAGUACUACCGGCAGUCAAUAACUCCAAAAGCAACCGAUGUGCUCACAGCCUCAGAGGGAAAUUGCAAAUUUGAAACAGUGCUUGAGCCAUUGUAACUAGCUUGUAUUAGCUUUUCUCCGCCCUGUACUUCGUGUAUCUGUAUAACAGCUUGGCUAAUUAAGCAGCAAACAUCAUCGUAUCAUUCUUCA